Molecule: messenger RNA, 3711 nt
Organism: Penicillium brasilianum
Lineage: Eukaryota; Fungi; Ascomycota; Eurotiomycetes; Eurotiales; Aspergillaceae
Source: the annotation of a GenBank genome assembly
CCCGAGCAAGGCCCCGAAUCCCAAAAAACCAAAACCCCACAAUUCCUAUUUUUCCCCGCUCAGUUCCUAAAGGACCUCAAAUUCUUUCCCCUCUUCUUCCCCCCAAAUCCCGCAGAAACCCCAACCCAAAUCCCCUUCCCCCCAUCCCCCCAAAAAAACCAUGGAGGACGAGAAGACUGCAAAAGUCAAGAAGAAGAGUGCCACUCACCGCAAGUCCCUUUCCUGUGAAUACUGCAGUCGCUCGUUCGCCCGUUUGGAACAUCUCCAACGCCAUCUCCGCACCCAUACCAAAGAAAAGCCUUUCUCAUGUGACAUUUGCUCCAAGUCCUUCGCCCGGAGUGACCUGCUGGUGCGACAUGAACGAUUGGUGCACCCUGCCGAAACUGCGGCCGGUCGAGAACACCGCGCCCACAACGGCGAUAACCAUCACCACGAGAUUUCAAUCCAGUCGACGAUAAUCCAACCCGCUGCACACCAUGAAUCUCGCAUGUUAGAGCUGGCCGAUGCCAUCCCGGUCCAUACACAAGUCCCCCCUCCACCUCCCGAGGUGCAGGUUCAACCACCUCCGAUCGUCGAGACCACCCAUUUCAAUCCCUCUUGGGGCUACGACUUGAAUCUACUGUCGCACGCCGCUAGUCAUGUCGCACUGGAAGGACAGCAGGAGAACUUGGAGUCCAUUCGAAAAUCAUCCCAUACGAUUGGCACGCCAUCCCAACACUUACCACCGGUCCCGGAGCGAGGAAUAACCGAUAAUUAUGGUGUAGAACCGUCGAUUCUCGACCUCACCGAUCUGGGUGACCCGGUCCAAGACUUUACCGUCUUCCUAGAGAGCGUGGGCUUGUCGUCUGACUGGGACUCGGGGGUCUUCUCGUCGGUCGAAGAACCCAUGUUACCGCCGAGCCUAUCAAUGGAUUCCAAGCAGCAAGUCAGAGAGGCUACCGCGUCGACGAGGUUAGGAGGUGACCUAAUGAGCGACCAGCGCGGUCCGGCGGACGAACAGCCCUCUUUCUCAAAUUUCGGGUCCAGGUUACCUUCUCUACAGCCGGAGUCUCACGAGAUCGAGGACCGUAUUGGUCUCUCCGACGAAGGCGCCCGGCCCGCAUGGGAUAUAACCAAUGCCGAUCGUCAAAUUUUUGUCCAAAAACUGGAAGAAUUCUCCUUUGUUCUUCCCAAGGGCUUUGUUCCUCCGUCACGGCAUACCCUAUCUCGCUUCUUCGCAGGGUAUAUUAACGGUCUGAAUGAACAUCUCCCGUUUGUGCAUGUGCCGACCUUGUCAAUUGCCAAGUGCUCACCAGAGCUCACAUUGGCUACGGCAGCUGCCGGAUCACAUUAUCGCUUUGAAAAUGGCCGAGGAAUUGACCUCUUCCAUGCGGCCAAAGCAAUUCUAUUAGAGCGCCUUCGCCGCAGGGACAGCCGGCAAGUGCCUCAUCCAUCGUGGAAUUAUAUUUCUCCUCCCUCGGGCUUCCACAAUUCGCGCGGUUCGUCGAUGAUCUCGAACACAGCGAGCAGCCCGUUUCAGAGUCAGCAUAUGCACAACCCGCCCGUGAACCCUUCCAUCUACACCCCCGACGAUUCCGACGCACAUAUGGAAGUGAUACGGACGUUCCUGCUACUGACCGUGUUUGCUUCUUGGGAGAGACACCCGGAACUCCUGCGGGAGAUUCUCUCGCUGCAGAGCACAUUGGCAAGACUCGUCCGAGAACACGGUCUGGCCGAACUUCCCCCUAGUUCAGAGCCUAUCGGCUGGGAAGAGUGGGUUCGUAGAGAGGGUAACAGACGGACGAAACUGAUCGUCUACUGCUUCUUCAAUCUUCACUCCAUCAUGUACAAUAUUCCUCCCUUGAUUCUCAAUGGGGAGCUGAAAUUGAACAUGCCUUGCUCCCACGACCUCUGGAAGGCCAACAAUGCCGUCCAAUGGCGACGCCUUCAGCGUAUCCGACAAGGCUCAGAUGUCCCCUUCCAGGACGCAUUUGCCCGACUCUUCCUGAAAUCCUCGACCUCCUUCCCUUCAGCUCCUAUAUCUCCCUUGGGUAACUAUAUCCUGAUCCAUGCCAUUAUACAGCAAAUCUUCUUUGCCCGGCAACUCUGUCUAUCGGCCCCGAAUAUGCAGGGGACCAGCCUACGACAGGAAGAUCUCAACGUGUUGGACAACUCCUUGAGCGCCUGGAAAGCAUUGUGGAAACGCACGCCCGAAUCCAGCAUCGACCCUCAGAAUCCUGCCGGCCCCAUCGCAUUCACCUCGACUGCACUUCUGGGUCUCGCAUAUAUUCGACUUCACGUCGACCUGGGACCCUGUCGCCACCUGAUUACCCAAGACCCCCAUCAGAUCGCUGGAGCACUCGGGGAAUCCCCACCCCUCGUCCGCAGCCCACGUCUUAUCAUGGCACUCUUGCACUCCGCGCACGCACUAUCCAUCCCAGUACGACUGGGCAUCGACUUUGUUGCUCGCACGCACUCUUUCUUCUGGAGUAUCCAGCACUCGCUGUGCAGUUUGGAAUGUGCCUUCUUGCUCAGUCGCUGGCUGCUCGCCAUCCCCGCGACGCAGUCCGAGCAGCGUCUCUCGGAACAUGAGCGGAAACUUCUCCUGUGGAUCAAGAGCAUGAUGGAUGAAACCGACAUGGCCGUUGACCCACCCGGAGCGCCGGACCUGGAGUUCAUGGCGAAUCCGUACAAGGUGCGUCAGCUCAGCGUUGCGAUCGUGCGCGUGUGGGCGCGUACAUUCAAGGGGAAUACUAGCUGGGCUAUUGUAGACUUGGUGGGAUCCAGUUUAGAUGCCUAUGCAGAUCUCUUGGAGAGCUGGACUGCCUCCUAGAGAGCGGACAAGGGGGAAAGGCAAGGAUACAAAAAUAUCUCUGCCUGACCACGCCUCCAGUGACAACCACGUAAUGACGCCUUUCCUUGGACCACAUGGCCUUUCUUUUUGACCUUUUGACCUUUUGACGAACAUGAUAUCUAGCGGAGUUUUUGAGUUUUUCAUUUUCUGUAUAUGCGAGGAUUGGGAUUGAUCACUCUGGGACGAUUAUUCAUUUUUGACGGUCUGCUUUCAUGGUUCUGUAUGUAUUAUGAUUUUCAGCCCUUGUGAUUGCUGUCUAUACCCGGUGAUGCGCGCGUUUCUAUCUAGCCAGGGCAUGGAAUGAUGAUCCUUGUUUAGCCCUAGUUGAUUCUUGAUUCUUCCUUCUCUUUCCUUUAAAAACGAUUUGGAUUCAGAUUUGGUUUUGGCCUGGUUGAAUGGAAUGCAUUCAAUACCCUGCGAAGAGGAUUUGUCCAGGCGAGACUUCUGUAUUUGCAGGAUGGGUUUUCGGUUGACACCCGGUCCAGGAUUCAUUAUGAGCCGUUUAUGUGAUUUCGUCACGUCGUAAAUUUUCCACAUGCUCGUCUACCAAGUCAGUCCCAUGCAGUCAAGACAGCGCUUGCCCACAAAUGAGAUUGUGGUAUCAAACAUUCUUCUGCGCUACUUUCACUCGAUUCUUCAUCACGCUCGCCGGCACAAAACGCAGCGCAGACAUAGACUGAGCCAGGCUGUCAACCUCCAUCUCGUCCGAAAUUUUCUGAGAUCGAACGGGAGACUGAGGCACUGCGCUCGGUUGGGACACCGAGUUCCGGUGCCGCAGUCGUCCCUCCUGGAUAGACGAGAUGGAGGCCGAGGAAAUCCGACGUCUGCUGCUCUUGUUCAGCGGUCUCAAUAGCGAAGUUUGAUUGUCAAUGCCGUCG